AUGGCUACGGGCUUUGUCGGACUCUCGGUCGCAGUGACGCUUCGGAAUCCUCCUGGGGCUGUCUUGCUAGGUGUCGUGAGCGGUGUUGACCAGCAGACGGCCACCUUGACUCUCCAUGAUGUGUUCUUCCCAAGCUCCGGCCAUCGUCUUCCUUCAUACACCGUCGAAGGGCAUAUGAUUGCUGAUAUCAAGGUCAAUGCCUCUGCGCCCGCUCCUCCGCAACCUCCACAGCCGCCAUCCGAACCCCCGACAUACGCGCAAUACCCCCAGAGCCAUGUCCAAAAUGUCCGAGCAAAUGCUGCCCAGGAAAUGCCGCACCUUGUCAGCCAGCCAUCAUCCAUACCGCACGAUGACCAUUCCAUGAAUGCACGCAACGGCUCACGCCAGUCUAUUUCCCACUCGGUCCAGGCUGCGCCAUUCGUCGAUCCUGCGAUCCUGAGUAUGGGGAAGCGCACCAAUACUACAAUCUCUUCGAGUCAGCUUGCUGCAGCACCACCCCAGGAAGCUCCCGCCACACCAAUCACGGCUGUGGUUGGCGCGAGCGCUGCGCCUCUGCCCAAACCCACGUCUUCGUCUAUCAGUCAGGUGAAGCAUCAAAAUGUUCGGAAGCCAAGCGCAGCAACACUGGAAGGGCCUUUCUCGUCGCUGGACAUUGCAGAUGCGGAAGAAGCAGAUAAUGAGACAAGGACUGCCAGAAUCGCGCCGCGUAGAGCAAGCAUCAGCAAGACAAGAACAGGCAAGCCUAUGGAUGAUGUGAGCCCUCAGAAGAACGAUGACGGUGGUAAGAAGACUCGGAGGGGAGGCAAGUCUCGUAAGAAGGAAGUUGCGGCUCAAGAGAGAAAGAACGGGGUUGACUUCCAAUCUGCUGGUGGCAUCAAGAAAAGCAAAGGCAAUGGUUGGAGGAAUACGCCCAUGCUACAGGCUGCCGAGGAACCACAGACCAGGACACCUGGGGUUAUUGGUGGGAGGGUUGGUAUCGCAGCAGCGAACGCCUCGAAUCGUAAGACGAAACGGCAGCAAGCUCUUAAUGCUACCAACGGUUGGGCUACCGAGGACGCGACCGACAUCCAAGACCUGCCCGACUUCGAUUUCCAGAGUAAUCUCUCCAAGUUCGACAAGCGCACUGUAUUCAAUCAGAUUAGGAAUGAAGAUACAACAGCAGACGAGGAUCGCCUAGUCAGCUUCAACCGUCUAGCGAGGCCUGGAACACAUGGUGGAAAAAACUUGCAUCCUUCAGAAAAUGUGCUGGAUCGAAAGCUGAAAAGCACAACCAACACAAGUUCUGAAGAGGAAUCGGAUUUUGGCAGCGGACGAAACUCCAGGCGGGCAAUGUCAAGAGCUUCUAUCAAACGAGCACCCACACGACAAGGCAGCAGUGUUCAAGCCGACAUGGACGUAAUGGGCUCAGGGGUGCUUCCACGAGGUAACCGUUCAUUCAUCAAUCGGCCCUAUGCUUCCUCACACGCCACUGGUAGUCCCAGGCCUGGCCGCACCGCUACGCCUCCAGACUCACCCGCUGAGUCUAAUGCAGCAAAAGGUUGUCUGCGUCUGGUCCCGAAUAACCGCAAAUGCUUUGCUAUCACACCAGGAGGCAUGUUGGCGGUUGAAGAGACUGCCGAAGUAGAGUUUGGUCUGACUGAAGAGCUUAUUGCAGAAAAUUCAGGAAGAGGUAUUGCUGAAGUCGCCCUCACAGCGAUCAAUCCCGGUGGUAGAAGACUGGCGCGCGACAAUCCUAAUGCCAAUCCUGUCAUAGUCGUUCUCGCAGGCAAUCACCGUGGUGGAGCACGAGCCAUAGCAGCAGCACGACAGCUCGCUCAGCGUGGACCAAAGGUCAUGGUUGCACUUCUUGGUUUCGAGCGCAAUGCCGAUUGGGAUAAGGACAUACGGCGGCAAGUUGAUAUGUUCCGAAAAUUCGGUGGUUCAGUUCGUGCAUGGAAAGAUACUGAAGAAGCUCUCAAGCGCCUACAAGCACCACCUGAACUGAUUAUCGACGCUUUACUCGGUCGCCACAAGGAAUUUGAGGCUCUGGGCGACGAAGAUCAGCGCGUUGUCCUGAGUAUCGUAGGCUGGGCGAACAAGUCCCGCGCUGCCUGUCUAGCCGUGGAAACCCCAUCAGGUGUGGGUGGAUCCACUGGUGAAGUAUCCAUCCUCGAAGGCGAGCCUCUCGAAGUCCGUGCAAAGUAUAUUGUUUGUCUUGGUGCACCACGAACGGGGCUGUUGAAGGCGCUCCAGCACGGUGCUGGACGCGAUCCGAAAUGGCUCAUCUGGAUCGUGGACAUUGGUGUAAACAAGCCCUGGCGUAAUGCUGGUAUCAGUGGUGGCAAGGGGAUCAAGUUUGGCGAGCAUUGGGUUGUCCAGGCGAGGUUCGAAGAAGGGGCGGCAGCAGAAGGUGUUGCGAGGGUUUAGAAGCGAGCAAAGUGGAAAUGACAUUGUCCGCCUUAAGCAACCGCCCUCGGGUCACCGGACUAUGCAUUGCGCGGGCGCUUUUUCUGUCUUUUGGUCAGCUCGGGUGGCGUUAGUUCGCUUCUUUGUUACCUGCUUGGUUUGUCAUUAGAGGGUCCAGGAAAGGGGUGUCAAAAAAUAUUUGGCCUGUAUUGGGGCUUGUAUAACAAUUUGCUGACGGAGGGCCACGUAGGUGUGCCUCAAGUAGAAUGCAAUAAUUCAAGACAUAAAGAUUGAGCGA
Messenger RNA from Bipolaris maydis ATCC 48331, 2683 nucleotides. The record is from RefSeq and is a predicted model, not a curated record. NCBI's taxonomy places the organism in Eukaryota, Fungi, Ascomycota, Dothideomycetes, Pleosporales, Pleosporaceae.